ACAAGCAGCUUGUCACAAGUCUCCCGUUUUCAGUGAACGAAUAAACUACAUAGUCGGAAAAAAAUAAAAACAAUGAAAUUUGAAAGUAUAUCACUUUUAUAAGUGUUAACUAGGAAACUGGUUAUAAUAGUUAAACAUUUCGUUAGUAAAUUUAUUGGUAUCAAGUGCAAAAAGAAUUCAUUUUCUUAAUUUAAAGUAUAAUAUAAGCUCGGGGAAACAAAGUUAUGAAUGAAUUGGAAACAGAUGGACCAGCCUCAAACGCUUUGACCCCAAAGAUCGAACAAGUCUCUCUUAUUGGUUUGGAAAAUAACAUUGGCGAAUUUCCCGAAAUUAAGAAAACAAUGAAUAAUCAGCAGAUCCGCCUGCCGAUUGAAGGCAUGACUUGCCAGAGUUGCGUAAGGAAUGUCGAGAGCACAAUAUCGGGAAAGCCUGGGAUUAUAAAUGUUCGCGUUGUUCUUGAAGAUAAAUGUGGUUAUUUUGAAUAUAACCCAGAGCUAACAGAUCCCUACAAAAUCGCAUUUGAAAUAGAGGAAAUGGGAUUCGAUUGUCCGUAUACACCAAGUACAUCACAUAAUGCAUCUGAAAAUGCUAAGGAAGGAGAUAACUGUGAGGGAGAGGCUCAAAUUCGCAUUAUUGGUAUGACUUGCAAUUCGUGUGUCCAGAAUAUUGAAGGAAAUAUAGGUACAAAACCUGGUAUAUUAAAAAUAAAAGUUAGCUUAGAUGAUAAGCGCGCUACGGUAAAGUACGAUGCAAAACAAUUUACGCCCACAGACAUUGCGGAAAUGAUUGAUGAUAUGGGUUUUGAGGCGAGCGUAUGGGAAAAAGAUAACGUGGGAGACGGAAUUAUUACAGCAGUGCUUUCAUCCGAGCAGAGUUCAAAAUCCCCUAAAAAGCAACAAGUGUCAGAUGCGAGUCCUUUGAACAAUUCUUCAAAAGCUCAUGCGGAAGUAUCUGUAGAUGAAGCACUAUCGAAAUGCUUUCUGCAUAUACGUGGUAUGACAUGCGCCAGUUGUGUAGCAACUAUUGAAAAACAUUGUAAAAAGAUAUACGGACUGGAUAGUAUACUGGUGGCACUACUUGCUGCUAAAGCAGAAGUAAAAUAUAAUGCAAAUGUCUUGACAGCGGAAAAUAUAGCCAAAUCCAUUACAGAAUUGGGAUUUCCUUCCGAAAUCAUCGAUGAACCGAGCAGUGGCGAAUCAGAGGUUGAAAUUGAAAUCACGGGUAUGACCUGUGCGUCUUGUGUUAACAAAAUCGAAACACAUGUAUUAAAAGUGAAAGGGGUUACUGCAGCGUCUGUUACAUUAAUGACUCGAAAAGGUAAAUUCCGAUAUAACACCGAACAGACGGGACCGCGCACCAUUUGCGAAGCAAUUGAGCAGCUGGGUUUUCAGGCAAGUCUUCACAAUGGCAGAGAUAAGAUGACGCACGACUAUUUGCAGCAUAAAGAAGAGAUUGCAAAAUGGCGCAAUGCUUUCUUGGUGUCUCUUAUUUUCGGCGGUCCCUGCAUGGUUGCCAUGAUCUAUUUCAUGAUGGAAAUGAAUGACAGAGGUCAUGCAGCUAUGUGUUGUAUAGUUCCCGGAUUGUCAAUGGAAAACUUGGUAAUGUUUCUGCUCUCAACGCCGGUGCAGUUUUUUGGUGGAUGGCAUUUUUACGUACAAUCCUUACGCGCAAUACGUCAUGGUACCACCAACAUGGAUGUAUUAAUUUCUAUGGUCACCACAAUAUCCUAUCUCUACUCCGUGGCGGUGGUGAUAGCCGCUGUGUUGAUGGAGCAAAACUCCUCACCAUUAACAUUCUUUGAUACGCCACCGAUGUUGUUGAUUUUCAUAUCUUUAGGUCGCUGGUUAGAGCACAUUGCAAAGGGAAAAACUUCAGAAGCGCUUUCGAAACUUUUAUCACUGAAGGCGGCUGAGGCUUUGCUGAUCGAUGUGACUCCCGACUUUGACAUCAAAUCAGAAAAAGUUAUAUCGGUGGACUACGUUCAACGUGGUGAUGUUCUCAAGGUAAUACCAGGUGCCAAGGUACCUGUGGAUGGCAAAGUACUCUAUGGUCAUUCCACAUGCGAUGAAAGUCUCAUUACGGGUGAAUCAAUGCCGGUUGCCAAACGAAAGGGGGCAGUGGUAAUAGGUGGUUCCAUUAAUCAGAAUGGUGUCUUACUUAUAUCUGCUACUCAUACUGGAGAAAAUACUACCUUAUCUCAGAUUGUACGCUUGGUUGAAGAGGCGCAAACUUCCAAGGCUCCAAUACAACAGCUAGCAGAUCGUAUUGCAGGUUAUUUUGUUCCUUUCGUUGUGGCAGUAUCGUCCAUUACAUUAAUCGGAUGGCUGAUCGCUGGGUUCAUUGAUCCGGACCUUGUGCCAGUAGCUAUGGAACACAAAAUGCACAUGGAUUCACAUGCAAUUGUCAUUAGUCAUGCAUUCAAGUGUGCUCUUAGCGUUUUGGCAAUUGCUUGUCCCUGUGCGUUGGGCUUGGCCACUCCGACUGCAGUCAUGGUAGCCACGGGCACUGGUGCAAUCAAUGGGGUACUUGUUAAAGGUGCCACAGCAUUAGAGAAUGCUUAUAAGGUUAAAACAGUGGUGUUCGACAAAACGGGUACCAUAACGCACGGAAUGCCAAUGACAUCUAAAAUAGUUAUGUUCGUUAAACCCGCUGUCUGUAGUUUAGCCCGCGCGCUAACUAUUAUUGGUGCGGCCGAGUCGAACAGUGAGCAUCCAAUUGCAUCUGCCAUAGUACGCUUCUCCAAAGAUAUGUUGGGUUUACAAACAUUUGGCAAAACUGAGAACUUUCUCGCAGUUCCUGGCUGUGGCAUCAAGGUCACUGUAUUGCAGUACGAACAAGCAUUACGUCAGGCUACUAAUGCUGAGAAAAUAAUAAACUAUGAAAAUAACUACCGUUCACAUCAAAAUACAGUGCAUACGGAGAACGGUGCGAGCAUUGAAGAACUAAUACCGCAGCUGCUUACUAGCAAAUCCAUGGAGCUCCAGCAGCAACAACAGUUGCUUCAACUAGACGAAACACUAUAUGGAAUCGCAGCAAAUGUAGAUACUGUCUCAACGGUACUGGGAAGUGAGAUAAAUGUGCUGAUUGGCAACCGUGAAUGGAUGAAUCGCAACGCUAUACCCGUGCCACAAGAAAUCGACAACUGUAUGAGUGAAGAAGAGUCAAAAGGACAUACAGCUGUGCUCUGCGCACUGAAUGGUCAAUUAAUAUGCAUGUAUGGGGUGUCAGACAUGGUCAAACCUGAAGCGCAUCUGGCUGUCUACACGUUGAAGAAAAUGGGCAUUAACGUGAUUUUGCUAACUGGUGACAAUGAAAAUACUGCUGCAAGUAUAGCUCGACAGGUUGGAAUUAAGCGCAUCUUUGCCGAGGUUCUCCCAUCGCACAAGGUGGCUAAAAUACAACUAAUACAAGAAAGUGGCGCCCGGGUUGCGAUGGUUGGUGAUGGCGUCAACGAUAGUCCUGCUCUUGCCCAAGCUGAUGUAGGUAUUGCUAUCGCGGCGGGUACAGAUGUAGCCGCUGAGGCUGCUGAUGUGGUACUUAUGCGUAACGACCUGCUUGACGUAGUGGCCUGCCUCGAUCUAUCGCGUCGCACAGUUCGACGUAUACGAUACAAUUUCCUGUUUGCCAGUAUGUACAACCUGCUCGGUAUACCGCUGGCUUCGGGUAUAUUUACGCCCCUCGGUUUCACAUUGCAACCGUGGAUGGCGUCAGUGGCUAUGGCGGCAAGUUCAGUUUCCGUAGUCUGUUCGUCAUUAAUGCUUAAAUGCUAUCGUAAGCCAUCGGCUGCGUCAUUGCGAACACCCGAAUAUAUAAAAUAUUUGAACCAAGAACGAGAAGGCGAGCACGAACCCGAUCAAUUGUCCUUACACCGUGGUUUAGAAGACUUGCCGCGCGCCAAACUAAAUCGCUCAAACAGUUCUUUGUUGUCACGAAUUUUCCUUCAAGGAGGGCCACAUAGCCGCUACGAUCACAAUCAAAGUAGUCUUUUGGAGACGGACGGUGGUGAAUUCACACCAAAGAUUAUAAAGACCAAGAAUAUCAAGAACGUGACUGAAAUGCAGAAACUGUAGAGUGAGACAAGGCAAGUGUAGUAGUAUUUGUCUGUAGGCAAUGAAAUGUAGAAGUUGUUUUUGUUAUUUUAUAUGUUAUUAUUAUAUAUCUGAGACGUAUAUAAAUUAUAAGCAUAAGUAGCACACCGCAGAAAAUUUUCCAUACCUUUAAUUUUUUCGUGUUUAAUACCAACUCUUUUGUACUUUUUUUACUAUGCCAAUUGAGAGCAUUUACUUUGUACAUAUGUGUACAUAUAUAAUCAAUAAGCAUCUGCGCUAAGUCAACGGGUACUUAGCGACGAACAAAUAUUAAUUAAGCUAAUCUAUACAUAACAUUUUUUUCAACUUUUGCCUAUCUACAAAUACCCAACCUGAACAAUAAAAUCCUUAAAGGUGCGACAUACCCAAUAAGUGUGCAUAUAAAAUCGUUAAACAUAUUAAACACUAUUUUUAUAUAUAUACAAUAUAGUCAUACACAUACAUAUACUUCGAAACGAUUAAGAAUAAAGACCCUGUAUCAGUGAAAAUCCCAA
Zeugodacus cucurbitae (melon fly) is the source of this 4582-nucleotide messenger RNA. RefSeq names its product copper-transporting ATPase 1 (gene ATP7). The record is from RefSeq and is a predicted model, not a curated record. The coding region runs from base 225 to 4070 and encodes 1281 amino acids. The transcript is spliced from 4 exons. NCBI's taxonomy places the organism in Eukaryota, Metazoa, Arthropoda, Insecta, Diptera, Tephritidae. Gene Ontology annotation, molecular function: ATP binding; ATP hydrolysis activity; copper ion binding. Gene Ontology annotation, biological process: copper ion homeostasis; monoatomic cation transport. Gene Ontology annotation, cellular component: trans-Golgi network; membrane; perinuclear region of cytoplasm.